Molecule: messenger RNA, 2058 nt
Organism: Gadus chalcogrammus (walleye pollock)
Lineage: Eukaryota; Metazoa; Chordata; Actinopteri; Gadiformes; Gadidae
Product: bifunctional endo-1,4-beta-xylanase XylA-like
Exons: 3
Coding region: 1-1971 (656 amino acids)
Source: RefSeq, a predicted model, not a curated record
AUGUUCGAAAUCAACAACCACUGGAGGGUCAACCAUCACUACUGGAUCAAUAACUGGUGGAUCAACAACAACUGGAGCAUCAUCAUCAACAACACAAGAAACUAUUACAACAACUACCAGUUCUCCAACAACUACUGCUGGAUUAUCAACCACCACUGGAGGUUCAACCAUCACUACUGGAUCAACAAUUGGUGGAUCAACAACCAUAGGAGGAACAAUCACCACUGGAGGUUCAACCAUCACUACUGGACCAACAACUGGUGGAUCAACAACAACUGGAGGAUCAACAACCACUGGAGGAUCAACAACUACUGCAGUACCAACAACCACUGGAGGAUCAACAACCACUGGAGGAUCAACAACCACUGGAGAAUCAACAACCACUGCAGUACCAACAACCACUGGAGGAUCAACAACCACUGGAGGAUCAACAACCACUGGAGGAUCAACAACCACUGGAGGAUCAACAACCACUGCAGUACAAACAACCACUGCAGUACCAACAACCACUGGAGGAUCAACAACCACUGCAGUACCAACAACCACUGGAGGAUCAACAACCACUGGAGGAUCAACAACCACUGCAGUACAAACAACCACUGCAGUUCCAACAACCACUGGAGGAUCAACAACCACUGCAGUACCAACAAACACUGGUGGAUCAACAACAACUGCAGGAUCAACAACCACUGGAGGAUCAACAACUACUGCAGUACCAAGAAUCACUGGAGGAUCAACAACAACUGGAGGAUCAACAACCACUGGAGAAUCAACAACCACUGCAGUACAAACAACCACUGGAGCAUCAACAUCCACAGGAGGACAAACAACCACUGGAGGAUCAAUAAGCACUGGAGGAUUAUCAACCACUGGAGGGUCAACAACCACUGGAGGACAAACAACCACUGGAGGAUCAACAACCACUGCAGUACCAACAACCACUGGAGGAUCAACAACCACUGGAGGAUCAACAACCACUGGAGGAUCAACAACCACUGCAGUUCCAACAACCACUGGAGGAUCAACAACCACUGCAGUACAAACAACCACUGGAGCAUCAACAACCACAGCAAGGUCGACAACUACAGGAGGAUCAACAACCACUGGAGGAUCAACAACAACUGGAGGAUCAACAACCACAGGGGGAUCAACAACCACAGGAGGAGCCAUAUCGACUGCAGGAUCAACAUUCACUGGAGGAUCAACAACCACUGGAGGAUCAACAACAACUGCAGGAUCAACAACCACUGGAGGGUCGACAACCACUGGAGGAUCAACAAUGACUGCAGGAUCAACAACCACUGGAGGAUCAACAAGCACUGGAGGAUCAACAACCACUGGAGUGUCAAGAACCAAUGGAGUAUCAACAACAGUUGGAGGAUCAACAACCACUGCAGUACCAACAACCACUGGAAAAUCAACAACCACUGGAGAAUCAACAACCACUGGAGGAACAACAUCUACUGGAGUAUCAACAACAGCUGGAGGAUCAACAACCACUUCAGUACCAACAACCACUGGAGGAUCAACAACCACUUCAGUACCAACAACCACUGGAGGAUCAACAACCACUGCAGAAUCAACAUCUACUGGAGUAUCAACAACAGCUGGAGGAUCAACAACCACUUCAGUACCAACAACCACUGGAGGAUCAACAACCACUGGAGGAUCAACAACCACUGGAGGGUCGACCACCACUGGAGGAUCAACAACCACUGCAGUACCAACAACCACUGGAGAAUCAACAACCACUGGAGGAUCAACAACAACUGCAGUACCAACAACCACUGCAGGAUCAACAACCACUGGAGUAUCAACAAGCACUGGCGUAUCAACAACAGUUGGAGGAUCAACAACCACUGCAGUACCAACAACCGCUGCAGUACCAACAACCACUGGAGAAUCAACAACCACUGGAGGAUCUACAACAACUGCAGUACCAACAACCACUGCAGGAUCAACAACCACUGAAGGAUCAACACGCACUGGAGGAUCAACAACCACUGGAGUAUCAACAAGCACUAGAGGAUCAACAACCGCUGGACGAUCGACAACCAA